This is a messenger RNA of Aspergillus versicolor CBS 583.65, 1383 nucleotides long. RefSeq lists its product as uncharacterized. NCBI's taxonomy places the organism in Eukaryota, Fungi, Ascomycota, Eurotiomycetes, Eurotiales, Aspergillaceae. Gene Ontology annotation, biological process: protein phosphorylation. Gene Ontology annotation, molecular function: protein kinase activity; ATP binding. Bases 1 to 1383 code for a protein of 460 amino acids. The record is from RefSeq and is a predicted model, not a curated record. The transcript has a single exon.
AUGUCGGAUUUUGGAAGGCCCAGCACCUCCUUUCCCUCCAGCAGGCCGGACGAGGGAAGGCGGUUUGCCUUCUCGCUAUACCCAGAUGCGGAGUCUUCGGCUCCUAUCACUAUGCCACAGAGACUGGCUGGAAUACCUGGCAGGUCCUAUGUUCCCUACGUAGGGGACCUUGUGAAUCUAGGAAUAGAAAACUCGCGCACAAUCCACCAGUAUCUGUUCAAUUGCCAAGCUGUGGACUUUGCAACCCCCAUCGGACGGGGCGCCUCGUUCACUGUGACGAGAAUACGAGUUCCAAAGGCAGAAAGAUUGGAGCAAACUACGUUCUCGCACGACUUAACCACCACGCUGAGCAUAAAGCCCAUGCCUACCCCAGAGUUUGUUGCCUACAAGACCGCCCGAGUGGCCUUUGAGCCUACAGGAGAGCCCGUCGAAAGUGACCAGCGAGCAAUGUUUUCUGUAUUAAUUGAGGUGUCUGCCCUAGUCCAUGGGCCGCUUGCAAACCAUCCGAACAUCGUCAAGCUGCUUGGUCUCGCAUGGGGUAGCAACCCGUUCGACCCAUUACACAAACUGCCUACGCUAGUGGUUGAGUACGCUCAAUUUGGCUCCUUGGCGGAACUCCAAGAGAGACAGGUACUUGAUUCAUGGACGAAGCUAUCUAUUUGUUUGGAUGUUUCUUUGGGCCUAGAAGCUCUGCAUCAGUCCGGUAUUGCGCACGGUGACCUCAAGACCGAGAAUGUUCUUGUAUUUUCAGAAAGAGGCUCCUGCAUUGCCAAACUAGCUGAUUUCGGAUUCUCGAUUGUGGAAAAGUCCGUGGAUGAGAUGGUUUGUAUUGGUGGGACAUGGCCCUGGAAGGCCCCAGAGGCCAAUCGUGCAAUCCAACGAGAUCAGCUCAAGUACACGGAUGUCUAUUCCUUUGGUCUGAUGGUAUGGCGUGUAGCCUGUGAUGGGUUGUGCCCUUUUGAGUUUAUCAGCGCGGAAGACUCUCCUGCUAGUAGAGACAGAAUUGAAGCCUUGAAACAGAGCGGCGACCUACUUCGGUUGUGUGAGCUUGAACACUGGUAUCCUGACUUUGCUAAAGGCUCACGCAGCUCCAAUAUGUCGGGUUCAAAAAACCAGUCCACACAAAGUCCUUUGGGAAAAUUCACCCAGCUCCUUGGGGCGAACCUCGCUGGGUGGUUGUCAGCAAUGUACGAUCAAAGUUCGCCUCUCGAUAAUGCAGCCAGAGACCAAUUCUACCGCAUCGUGGAGCCCGUCUUGAAGUUAACAUUGCAAUCGAGUCCUACUUUUCGAGAUCUAGCUGAGGUGAUCAGGAUCAUCCAGAAUGGUGCGGGACGAGAGCCGAUGAAGUAUAAACCCUGUCUAGAUUGGCUGGACUAUUUCUAA